AAUUUCUCUUUUUGUUUUUGCUGGCUGAUACACACUGGCACACACACAUACUCACGAAAGCCAAAGAAAUUUUGUUUGGUGGUUUUUACAUUCCAGCAAAUUUAUGACAAAUAAGGAAAAUAGACAACAAAAAAGGCAAACAUGUUAACGGCAAAAAUUGGAAAAGUUAGUAAAGUUCUAAUAUGUGGAGCCAAAGGAGUUGGAAAAACGGCCCUGUUGGAGCAGUUAAUCUAUGGCAAUAUAACUUUGGAGAGUGAAAUACAUCCCACCAUUGAAGACAUUUAUGUGGCCAGUGUGGACACUGGACGUGGCGGCCCAAGAGAAACUUUACGCAUCUAUGAUUCAGCUGGCCUAUUUCAAGGUAGCAAAGCACAGCUACCACGACAUUAUUUAUAUUUCCCCGAUGGCUAUGUAUUGGUCUAUGACCCAACAGAUCCUCAAAGUCUAGACAUGUUGGCCGAUAUUAAAACAGAUAUUGACAAGAAUAAGGAAAAGAAGGAAGUGCCCAUUAUUGUGCUGGCCAAUAUGCGUUCCAAGCGUAAAGAUACCCCUCCAUCACCCACACAACAAGCCCAAAUGCAAAACAAUCAAGCCGACCCCGUAGAGCUAAUACUGAAUCGUGCCAAUGCCUGGUGUUCGCGUGAACGUAUUAAACACUACACCGUCAAUGCCAUGGAACGGCCAUCAUUGUAUGAACCAUUCAUUAACAUGUGUGCUAGAUUACAUCCACCACAAACCAAAUCGACAUUUCCUCAGUUACGGCAGGUGAUGCAGAAAACACAAAAAACGGAAGCAUAAGUCUGGAAGGCUUUGGACACGUUCACAGGAUAUAUAACGCAGUAUAUAUCAUUAAAUUAUUAGAGUUUAAGUUUUUAUAUGAUGAUAAUGAUUUUAACAAGUAUUAAAUCCCUACGAACAUACAUAAGUACAUAUAUUUUUUUUACAAAAAUAUCUCAUUUUACACAAUAACUCGCACAUAUGAUCAAUUAAUAAAAAGAAUGACUAUUAACAUUUAAAUGAAGAAUUAUUGCCUA
Molecule: messenger RNA, 1034 nt
Organism: Musca domestica (house fly)
Lineage: Eukaryota; Metazoa; Arthropoda; Insecta; Diptera; Muscidae
Gene: kappaB-Ras
Product: NF-kappa-B inhibitor-interacting Ras-like protein
Exons: 2
Coding region: 142-798 (218 amino acids)
Biological process (GO): canonical NF-kappaB signal transduction
Molecular function (GO): GTP binding; GTPase activity
Source: RefSeq, a predicted model, not a curated record